Molecule: messenger RNA, 8494 nt
Organism: Toxotes jaculatrix (banded archerfish)
Lineage: Eukaryota; Metazoa; Chordata; Actinopteri; Toxotidae
Gene: lrrk1
Product: leucine-rich repeat kinase 1
Exons: 39
Coding region: 286-6375 (2029 amino acids)
Biological process (GO): protein phosphorylation
Molecular function (GO): protein binding; protein kinase activity; ATP binding
Source: RefSeq, a predicted model, not a curated record
GUAAAAUGUUAGUGUCAAACAGUAAUCUGUGUCUGUUCACGCCAAGGACCUCACAGCCCUCAAACCGUCUCGUGAUGCCCGCUGGAGCUCCGGAGCAUGCGAGUUAUUAAAAUCUACAGACAGUCACUCGAAAAACAUCUCAACUUUCUUAGAACAGGUUCCCGAACUUCUGCAUGGCGCAGCAGCCCGUUCACCAGUACUCUGUUUGGUUGACAGCUGAGUCCAGGCCUCCUCUCUGUGACAGAUCUCUGCUCUGAUAGUGGUUUAUCAGCGACUCCAGUAGGAAUGUCCUACUGGUCUGUUGGCCUUCCCCAGGACUCUGGAGACUCUCCCAGCAACAUGGAGCAACAAAGCAGCCCUGGGGAGGAAAUGGGAGCCAAGGCAUCGUUGGUGGAUGUUAUGGCGCCCAACUCUGCUCUUGCUCCUUCUCUCACUCUGGAGAACAUCCAUGCGGCAUAUGAAGAUGGAGAGGGGGAGGCUGCCAGGGAGCUGAUCCGACAAGCCUGCUGCGUGGAGUGCAGCGCAGGGAUGUCCAGGAUAGAUGGGGUACAUCUCCUGUCUGUGGCUGCUCAACAUGGGGAUCUGGACAGCGUGUGUUACCUCCUAAAAGAAGCCCGUAUCACUGUGCCCCAGGAGCCAUCCAACAGCAACCCAGCCAUCCUGGCAGCAUACUACGGCCACACCAGCCUGGUCAAAGAGCUGCUGGACUCUGUACCUGGCCCAUGUCUGAGGAGAGACUUGCUGAACUGGAUGCUGGCCACAUCUUGCCAGCAGGGUCACCUGGAUGUGGUCCAGCUGCUUGUCCACUGCUAUGAUGCCGAUGCCAGGGACUGUGCCAUCCACAGCGAUGAGUUUGCUGUCGUCACUGGGCUUCCACUGUAUGCUGCUGCACAAGCAGGUAAUGAGGAGAUAGCUUGCUUCCUGCUGCAGAAUGGAGCAGGAUUCUCCUCAUACACCCUGAUGGACCAUCCAGUCUUCAGCAAACACCUGCUCAGACUCAAACUACAGGAAACUUCCAACAAAGAGGUAAAGGAGGCUGUCAGUGUGUGUUGGAGUGGCCUGCAGCUGCCCUGGUUAGAGCUGGAUUGGUUCAUGGAUAUCUCCUCACGUAUCACCCACCUGGACCUAUCAUCCAACAGCCUGGCUGCUCUGCCCUCUGUGGUGCCCUGGGGUCUCAUCCACCUGCAAACUCUGGAUCUUUCUAACAACCUGCUGAAAGAGCUGCCUUCUGCUCUCAGCUCCCAGGAGGUCAUCUGUUCCAGUUUACAGCAGGUGAAUCUCUCUCAGAACCAGCUCACCAGUUUGCCACCUGGACUUCUCCAUCUGACCCGCAUCCAGAGACUUUUUGCUUCCAAGAACAAGCUUAAAGACCUUUUUGACAUCCCUGCUGCUACUAACUGGAUCGGUCUUCGUAAGCUGGAGGAGCUGGAUGUCUCUGAUAACUGUCUGACCAGUCUGCCUGUCUCCUUCAUGCAUUGUUUGAAAUCCCUGACCUUCCUCAAUGUGUGCAGGAACAACCUGACAACCUUCCCUGAUCCCUGGGCCUGUCCACUGAAACAAUGCAAAGCUUCUUCAAAUGUGAUUGAGGGUCUUCCAAACACGAUCUCCAUCUUCUGGAAGACUAAGCUGCAGGAGGUGGACUUCUCAGACAAUAGCCUGAUGGAGCUGCCCUCAUACAUCUUUGAACUGGAGGCUCUGGUCUCAUUGAGACUGUGUGGGAAUCAGAUUGUGACACUCCCAGCCCCCAGUAAGUGGAAGUGCUCUCAGCUGAGGACCCUUGACCUUUCCAGGAACCAGCUGGGCAAAACAGAGGAGGGGCCCAAAUCCAGGAAGCUGGCCUUCCUGACUACAUGGAACAGGAGGGACCCAGACCCAGUGUGUCCCAUAGAGUUCCCCAUGAUUCUGCGGGAUUCACUGGAAGUGCUUUACCUCAAUGACAACCAGCUGGAGUGUGUUCCUCAGUCAGUGUGUGGUCUACACAGCCUCACUGAGCUCUACCUCUCCAAUAAUCCUGGAAUCCGGGAGCUUCCAGCAGAGCUCGGUCAGCUUUCCAACCUGUGGCAGCUGGACACUGAAGACCUCAACAUUACCAAUGUCCCCCAGGAAGUAAGAAAAGAAGGUCCUGUGUCCGUCCUGGCCUUCCUCCGGGCACACCUUCGAAAGGCAGAGCCUUGUAAACUGCUGAAGAUGCUUGUGAUUGGUCCACCGAGGCAGGGGAAGACGGCCCUCCUGGAGGCUCUGCAGACCGGCAGGGCGUCUGCCUUCACCCCAGCAGAAAGCAGCAUCUCCACCUCCACCUGGGAGCUGGACAAACCCAACUGUGGCAAAAACAGCAAGGACUCAGUGGCCUUCAACGUGUGGGACAUCGGAGGUCAAGCCAGCAUGUCCACAGUGAACCAGUGUUUCUUCACUGAUAAGGCCCUGUAUGUGGUGAUCUGGAACCUGGCUCUGGGAGAGGAGGCCGUGUCCAGCCUGCAGACAUGGCUGCUCAACAUCGAGGCACGAGCACCCAACUCUGCAGUGGUGGUUGUGGGAACACAUCUGGAUCUCAUCGACACCAAGUUUCGCACUGAGAGACUGGCCACGCUGAGAGCUUAUAUUCUGGCUCUGUGCAGAUCCCCAUCAGGGGCACGAGCCACCGGCUAUCCUGACAUCACCUGCAAGCACCUGCAUGAAGUGUCCUGUAAGACACUGGAGGGUUUGGAGGGGCUGAAGAAGCUGGUCUACCAGGUGGCUCUCUCCAUGAAAGACAACAGCAGCUCAGCCUGUGGCAGUAAAUUGCUGGGCAGACUGAUCCCCAGGAGUUACCUGACACUUCAGGAAGCAGUGAUCACAGAGAAGCUGAGGCGAGCUUCUGAAGGAGAGGUCCAGUAUCUAACUGAUGUGCAGCUGGACCGCAUCAUUGAACAGAACCCAGGAAGUGACAUCAGAGACUAUGAGGACCUACAGACUGCCAUCAGCUUCCUAAUAGAGACGGGGACCCUGCUGCACUUCCCUGACACCAGCCAUGGCCUGUGUACCCUUUAUUUCCUGUGUCCUGUGUGGCUGUCUGAAUGCCUGGAGAGGAUCAUACACCUCAAGUCCUCUCGCUCUGUAGCCAGGAAUGGAGUGAUUCGAGCUGAAGACCUUAGGAUGCUGUUGGUAGGAACAGGGUUCACCAUGCAGACAGAGGAACAGUAUUUCCAGUUUCUAGCCAAGUUUGAGAUUGCUCUGCCUGUGGCCAACAACAGCUAUCUGCUGCCCCACCUCCUUCCCCCCAAGCCAGCCAUGGACAUCCACGGCUUCCGCCAGCAGAUCAACAACACCCUACAGCGCCUUUUCAAGAUGAGCUUUGUUCCUGCUGGAUUUUGGGAGCGCUUCAUCGCCAGGAUGCUCAUCAGCCUCACAGAGAUGGACUUACAGUCGUUUGAGCCCAAAAGAAACACCAGGGGCCAGCGCAGCAGGAAUUCUGUCAUCUACAGCUUUGCCGGAACCCAGCAGAGGAACCGCUGUAGCACCUUCAGAGUUCGACGCAGCCAGACCAUCUACUGGAAGGAGGGGCUGCUGGUCACUUUCGAUGGAGGUUAUCUCAGCGUGGAGUCAUCAGACGUCAACUGGAAGAGGAAGAAGAGUGGAGGCAUAAAAAUCAUCUGCCAGUCAGAGAUGAGAGAUUUCUCAGCCAUGGCCUUCAUCACAGACCACGUCAACUCUCUGAUCGAGCAGUGGUUCCCUGCUUUGACAGCCAGCGAAAGUGAUGGGAGUCUCCUCAUAGAGCAGUAUGCCCCCUGUCCUCUCUGCUCCUCACUGGGCCAACAGAAGCAAGCCGAACUCCUAGCCAGCCGCCGCAGAAAUCGCAGAGAAGAUAGUGGAGGAGGAGGAGAAACAGGGGUUCAUUACUUUAACAUGGAGGACUGUGUGCUGGCUGCAGUGGAGAAGGAGCACAUCAUUUGUCCUCAGCAUCCUGACCAGCCAGUCCCCCUCCAGGAGCUGGUCCCAGAACUCUUCAUGACUGACUUCCCUGCACGGCUCUUUUUGGAGAAGGCCCAGCUGGAGUACUCUGAGGAGGAGAAUAACAUCCUUGGUCAGGGUGGCAGUGGGACUGUCAUCUACCGAGCCCGAUACUAUGACCAGCCAGUGGCCAUCAAACGCUUCUACUUCAAGAAGUGUCGACAGCAGACCAUCAGCAGUGACACAGACACCAUGGUGAAACACCUGCGGUCUGCAGAUGCCUGUCGGAGCUUCUCUGAAUUUCGCCAGGAGGCGAGCAUGUUGCACUCUCUUCAGCAUCCCUGCAUCGUCUCCUUGGUGGGAAUCAGCAUCCAUCCACUUUGCUUUGCCCUGCAGUUAGCCCCUCUCGGCAGCCUCAACACUGUGCUGGAGGAGAAGCACAAAGGCAAAGGCUCCAAGUACAUGCCCCUUGGUCACAUGCUGACCUUCAGAGUAGCGUAUCAGAUUGCAGCGGGACUGGCAUACCUUCACAGGAAGAGCAUCAUCUUCUGUGACCUUAAAUCUGACAACAUCCUGGUGUGGUCUCUACAGGUGCAGGAUCCAGUCAACAUUAAACUGUCUGACUAUGGGAUUUCUCGACAAUCCUUCCAUGAAGGUGCACUUGGAGUCGAGGGCACACCGGGUUACCAGGCUCCUGAGGUCAGACCAGGCAUCGUGUAUGAUGAGAAGGUGGACAUGUUCUCCUAUGGCAUGGUGCUGUAUGAGCUGCUAACAGGUCGAAGGCCAGCGUUGGGACAGCACCAGCUUCAGAUAGCGAAGAAGCUCGCCAAAGGCAUACGGCCCGUGCUGGGCAGCCCAGAGGAGGUUCAGUUCCACUGCCUCCACGCCAUGCUGACUGAAUGCUGGGACACCAAGCCUGAGAAGAGGCCGGUGGCCAUGCAGUGUGUGAGGCAGAUGCAGGAGCCCAGCUUCCCCUGCCUCAGGUAUGUGUUGUCCUGUGACAGCCAUUCGCAGCUCUUCCUGUCCCAACUGCAGGGAUACAGUGCUGUGUUCUGGAAUGGAGACAAGGAAGACAGGAACUACAGUGUGGUGAAUGUGGACAAGGGCCAGGUGGAGGUGAAGAGGAUGUCGUGUCCAGGCAGCAGGAUCAGCUGUCAGAUGAAGAUGUGUAACACUCUGUGGAUGGCCACUGAGGAGCAGGAGGUGUUCAUCUACAGUCUCAAAGACAUGUGUCCACUCAGUCAGCCCCAGAAACAGUUCUCCUGUCCAGCCAUCAUCACCUGCCUCUUCCCUGUUCCAGCAAUAGAACAGAAUCGGGCCAAAGUGUUUGCGGGGAUGUCUGACGGCUUGGUGGCAGUGUACAGCUUGGUGGACGACCUUCCUCAGUAUGGAGAAACCUACCUGUGUUCACACACCCUUAACAAAACGGUGUUCGGUCUUAAGGACUCAGAUCCCAGACAGAGACCCUACCCAGUCAGGAGCAUGGCUCUGGUCAGCAGUGGUUCCCAGUUAUGGUUCUCCAAUGGUCCGGGUGUGCUGGUCAUCGACUGUCAGAGUCUUCAGGCAGUUCGAAGGCUUGAGCCCUACAGUCCACCGUCUUCCAUCAUAUCCAUGGCAACCAGCUUCAGUCUGUGGGGAGAGGAGGCUGUCUGGACCCUGGAUGACCACAUCAACACCCUGCUGCUCUACCACGCUGCCUCCUAUGAACUCUGUGCCAAGUACUGCUGCAGAGACAUCAAUCCUCUACGAGACAUCUUCACUGUGCAGCGUCCCACGGGGGUUUCCACAGUGACAGCCAAUGACCUCAAGACCACGGAAAAGGAGGAGAAGCUGGAAUGGACUAAUGGAGAAGUGACGCUGAUCUAUAGCGAGGAUGCGGGCACUCAGAUCAUCCAGCACCAGGAUUCGCUGACAGACUACUGCUCCAUAUCAUCCAACUGCUCCCUGGAGCCGCUGGGCUCAGACUGUUCCAGCACCGCCGACCUUGGCUCGUUUUCCACCCACACCAGUGUUCCACCGCCAGCAGACCGGCAUGGGACGGGUAACGAGCAGGACCAGGAGGCAUCUGCCAAUCCUGAUCUGGACUCUGCAGAGACUGUCAACCCCACAAUGCCUCAUCUGCAAGCCUUCACUGUGCUGCCAGUGAAUGGAACUCUGUGGAUCCCCAGGCGCGGAGGUGAUGUCAUGGUCAUCGAGAUGCAGUCACACGGCGAUCAGCUGAUGGGGCGUGUCAUCGCCGUCCUCAGUCCACCUGGAUGUUCCUCUUUGGGGAUCUUGGAGGAGGCAGCACUAGUGGCAAAGGACACAGUUGUAUGUGGCUUUCAUAAGGAAAACAUGGAGUGGUGCCUGUGUGUCUGGAGGGGCUGGGGCUGCCACGAGCUGGAAGUCUUCUACCAGUCCUACGAGGAACUGGGCCGCUUGGAGACCAGCAUGAGGAAAAGAAGGUAGCUGUUGUGCUGCGACAGCGAGGCGCAGAAUCGCAGCUCUGUAUGGAGGGAGAGCCGAGGGGAAUACACACCGACAGACUGCCAGUGUUCGGAGCAGGGGGCGGCCGAAUGCUGACAUCAGGGCAACGUAGGAGGGAGGGGCGGGGGGGGGGGGGGAGGUCUGCCAUAAGGGCCGAGCCUCAAGCUGUGCACAGUGGCUAUAUCCCCUCACUACAUACCUUAGCAGCAGUAAUACAUUCAGACCUGAAGAAUCAGUAAUCUCACUGCAGACAUGAAAAGCCAUGAAGCUGAGUCACAGAUCAACGUUGCCAGAACAAAACGUAGAAGUGAAGUGAGUGACUUUACUUCUGCUCAGAGGUUUUAAUGUUGCAUUUUCAUAUUUAGAGCAGUCCAUCAGCCACUUUGGUAUGACUGGGCCGCAGUUCAAGACGUGGUGGACUGUUUGAGUCUGAGUCCAGCUGCUGCAGUCUAUUGUUUAUUCUUUGUCAGUCUAUUUCAGACUUCCUUCAUUUAGCUAUUCCGGUCCGCGACUUCGCUCCGGCUGGAGGUGACACUGGAUGGGGACAUUCUCUGCUUUUAAAUGAGACUGGUGUUGGAAUUAUGCUGCUGGUAAACAGCUGUGUUUGUUCUAGAAACAGAGAGCAGGUUGUAGAUGUGUGGAUGGCAGUGACACUGACACUCUCACACACUCAGAACACAGUGUUCCUCUCUUUUCCAGUAUAUUUCAGCUCUAAACUGUGCCAUAUGAAUCUGCAUGCCAGCUGCAGCUCCCACUGUUACCAGAGUGGCCUGUAAGCAACAAACUAACAUCUGUGUUCUGUGCAACAUUAUGCAACGGAGCAGUUGUUCCCAGCUUUUGGCAAGUUCCUACAGAUAAAACAGCUCUUUUUAAACAAAGCUCGGUUUUGGCCUCAGACUCCAUUAUGUUCUCUGUUUGCCUCUGUUCCUCUGUCAUUGUUGUCACUAGAAAACCUGAUUGAGAUGAAACAUGUUUUGGGGGGUUUAGCUCUUUAUUAGGUAGUGGUUUUCAUUGUUAGUGGUCUGCCUUUGCCUCACAGGGUUCACAUUACCCUCACAAUGCACAAGGGAUUCACAGGAAAUGAUGCAGCACGUUCUGGACGUGAUGGAGAAGACAGAGGCUGUUGCAUGUGCACGAUUUACAUAAUGUAGAAGACAACAGCAAUUCAGUAGAACCAUGCUGCUCUUUCAGUCUUCAUUAAAACAACGUGCUGCGAUGACUCCUCUCAGCUGUAGUUUGUUUGGCUGGGCUGUAAACACAUACGCCAGUUGUUCUGAGGCUGUUGUGUUUCUGACAGAGUGGUUGGCCAAGGAGCUGCCACCAGUGGUCAAUACAUGAAUAAUUUCAAACAGAACUCUGGGACCUGUUUUAUUAAAAUCCACAUGCUGCUGAUCACCAGUAACCGCAUGUGUCAACAAAUUGGCCAGGACAAUCAGAAGAACUGUAACUUUAAAGUGAAUUUACUUAAGCUUAUCACGGGUGUGUUGUUGUUGAAAUGCAGCAUAUGCCAGAGCAGGUUAGUCUGGGAACAGUUUUCAGCUUUUCAGAAACGCUGAUGAAGGAAAACCCACUGAGUCACAGAUGUUAGUGGAACAGAGUCUAUCUACAGGAGGGGGGAAAGACUUUGGCUCUGUCUAGGCUAGCUAUAUACCAGCCAUGUGUUCACAUGGGAUAUUUUAUUCACUUUGUUUGGACCGAAACAUCAGGAUUAUCACCAAAGAUGACUGAAGCUGAAGAAACUGCAAGAGAAGACUGUUAAAAUGUUUCCUACCAAAUCACAUCAGUCAGUUCCACUGCAGCGUAACCUGUGUGAGAGAAAGGGAAGAAAAACCAGUGUGUGGCUCAUUACUCCCCACGAGGUUUUACAUAUUCAAAUCUUUUUUUCUUUUUUUUCCCAGCCAAAUAGUUUUGUUGACUUAAAGUAGCACAGUUACAGAUGAUCUACAGGGGCCAGUAAAGACAUGUAUAUAGUCCAUAACAGCCUUGAAGAAAGGCAGAGGUUAUUUAUUUAUCAGAAUGUAUAAUGAGCGUAUAUUGCAAUAGAAAUUGUUGUGUACUUAAUCACUGUACAGUAUGGCACUGAAUAAAGUUCUUAUGAUAA